Molecule: messenger RNA, 1338 nt
Organism: Entamoeba invadens IP1
Lineage: Eukaryota; Evosea; Mastigamoebida; Endamoebidae
Exons: 1
Coding region: 1-1338 (445 amino acids)
Source: RefSeq, a predicted model, not a curated record
AUGAGCAAAUUAGACGGUUAUCAUAUGAUGGUAGUCUCACAACACUUUUUAACAGUCAAGGACUUCAUUUCACUUGAGUUUGUGUGUAAAAAGUUUGAAGGUAAUUUGCAGAAGUUCCAUUACAACCCGGUCCCUGUCGACACCAAGACUUUAAAGUUCUUUUCCCACAUCGAGACAUUAAACAUUUGUAGUCCUAAAGAGGAGACUUUUGGAAAUGUCAUUUUUGAUAUUGAACCCCCACUCAAUACGUGUUUAUCUGAUCGAGUGGACUUCUUCCAAAUUUGUGUGUGGUGUGAGGUGAGUUAUGCCCUUUCUAACUUCCACCAAUCUAAUAAUUCAAAUGUUAUUUUUAGAAAUGUUAGUUAUACGAAUACAGACAGACGGAAAUAUGGGACGAUCAUACCAAAUGUCGUCAAAAGAGUUGGAGUUGCGUGUUUUAGUGAAUCUGAUAUAAUUACUAUACAAAUUCCUAAGAGGGUAACUGCCAUUGAGGAAUUCGCUUUUUAUUCGUGUCAGAAUUUAACGGCAAUUACACUUCCAAAUAAUUUACAACAUAUUGGGGCACAUGUGUUCCACGGGUGUUGUAGUCUUGAAUCGAUCAGUCUCCCCCUUUCUGUGUCUCGAAUUAACGACAACUGUUUUUCUAAUUGUUGCAAAUUGAAGUGCAUAUGUCUCCCUCAGCAAAUUUCUAAUUUAGCGAGUUGUGUGUUCAUUUAUUGCACGUCUUUGCAGAGCGUCACAUUUCCUUCUAAAAUUGGGUUCAUUGGAAAUUGCUGUUUUAAGUUUUGUGAAGCUCUUAAGAACGUCGAAAUAGCCGAGUGCUUACUGAGAGUGGGUGAUAGUGCAUUUUAUGGGUGUUAUUCUUUGACAGCCGUUACCAUUGGAAGUGUCAAAGAAAUCGGGAAGAUGUGUUUUAACAAAUGUCAUUCCCUUGUUAAUAUAACUCUCCCAAGUAGUCUGUCUUUACUUGGAAAUGGAUGUUUUAGGGAAUGUACUUCAUUGAGAACAAUCACACUUCCUCUUUGUUUAAAAGAAGUUCCAAAUUGUUGUUUCUAUUUUUGUGAAAAAUUAGAGUCCGUUCUGAUUCCAGAAUUCGUAAGUCGACUUGGGGAAAGUGCCUUUAAUAAUUGUACAAGUCUAAGUACAUGUAUUAUACCAAACAGUAUUAUUAAUAUACAAAGCUAUUGUUUUAGUGGGUGUAGUUCUCUUGUUCUUGAUAUCCCCAGUACUCUAACUUCUUGUGGAGAUAACUGUUUUGAACAGUGCAAGAGUGUGACUUACAAAGGAAAAAAAGGUUCUCGUAUAAAUAAAUGCGACAUUUGUUAUUGUUAUUUAUAA